UACUAGUUAGUUUUAUACUGCUUUGAUUGUUGACAAGUCUCUUUCUGAUUUGAAAUUGAGUUGCUUUCAUGGAGUUUGGUUUUAGCUUUAUAUAAUUUAAUAUUUUUCUAUCUAACGGACCUUUUUCUUUUAAAAGUGAGUUUUUUCUUUUUCUUGGAUGUAUGUUAUAGAAAACCAAAUGUACUUGUCUUAGGUGUCUGCUGUCCGAUGACUGGUUUUUGUUAUCUUUUUGGCCUUUCUAUUCUUAAUGUGUGAUGGGUCUAACAUAUAUGGUGAAUAAGCAUAGCUGUGAUACCCUCUGAGUGUGAUGCAGUUUUCAGCUAAUGUGAGUAAGUUGUGAGGAUAAGAUUUUCUUGCUCUCUUGGUCUAAAUUCUUGCUUUGAUCACAAAAUUUGACUCAUCUGAUACGGAGCACGUGGCUGGUGUACAAUUCAAGAAACUUGAAUGGUCCUUGAGAUGAAGCUUUCAUGAAUGAACUACUCUUUGUGAUUUGACAACACGAAAUGAGGGUUGGAAAGGAAGCUGCAAUUGCUUUCAUCAUUAGCUUGGUCUGGAUACAGCAAAUUGUUGGCGAUGAAGAAGGGCGUAAUGCAUCAGUAACAAGUAAAUGGACCUGCAGCUGUCACGCCAACCCGAGUUUUGCUGUUCCAGUAAACUGUUCUUCAUCCUGUGAUUGCACUAUUGACAAAUCAAGCAAGAACAGAUGGAUAUGUAUAUGUGCAGCUGAUGGGUUGCCUAGAGUGGCUGCUGAUCGUAAUGAUAGCAGCUGUUUUACAGCCUGUGAUUGUCGUUAUGGAACUCAGCUUGAAAUGCAGUCUGCAAAGAAGAAGAUAUCCAGCAAAGUUAUUUUGGUCAUUCUCUUAUUAUGUGCUACCGUCAUAACUCUUGGUUUUGUUGCUGCUUCGAUGUUGUGCUAUGCCUAUAGAAAGGAUAAAUAUUCUAUUCAACGACCUCUAUUUUCAUCCGACAAAGAAACAAGUUGCAACAGUGCUACGAACUUAAUACUAAGCCCAGGAACUUCAAUUGGAGAACAUGGAGGAUACACAGGUUCCUCCAACUGUGUUGCAGGUUGUGUUCCCAAAGCAUCCAGUUUUUUCAAAAGAAAACAGGAAGUGUUUUACGGAACGAUUAUUCAAUUUUCUUAUGCUGACUUAGAGAGUGCAACCAAUAAGUUCUCUGAUUCUAAUUUGAUUGGGGUGGGAGCAAGCAGCCGUGUAUACCGUGGUUAUUUCAAAGAUGGAAAAACUGUGGCAAUUAAGCGGAUUAAAACUCAGGCAGGGCGGGACGCUGACUCUGCUUUCUUGACAGAGAUAGAACUCAUAUCAAGACUUCAUCAUCGUCAUGUUGUUCCGUUGCUUGGCUACUGCUCUGAGCACCAUGGGAAACAUGCGGAGAGGCUGCUAGUUUUCGAAUUCAUGGAAAAUGGCAAUCUGAGAGAUUGUCUGGAUGGGGCUUCAGGGAGACAUCUGGAUUGGAGCACACGGGUCGCAGUUGCUUUUGGAGCUGCACGUGGCUUGGAGUAUCUCCAUGAAGCAGCUGCACCAAGAAUUUUACACCGAGAUGUUAAAUCUACUAACGUUCUAUUGGAUGAUAACUAUACAGCAAAGAUUACUGAUCUUGGCAUGGCAAAGCACCUCCAAAAUGAUGGUAUUCCUAGCUGUUCCAAUUCUCCUGCUCGGAUGCAGGGGACAUUUGGCUAUUUUGCACCUGAAUAUGCAAUUGUUGGAAGAGCUUCUCUGAAGUCGGAUGUUUUUAGUUUUGGGGUUGUGCUCCUUGAACUGAUUACUGGACGGCAACCAAUCCAUAAGUCAGCCAACAAAGCAGAAGAGAGCCUCGUGAUAUGGGCCACCCCUCGUCUGCUAGACAGUAAACGUGUAGUCUCAGAAUUGCCAGAUCCAAAUCUGAAAGGGGAAUUUGAAGAAGAAGAAUUGCAGGUAAUGGCUUACUUGGCUAAGGAGUGUCUUCUAUUGGACCCAGAUUCUCGGCCAACUAUGAGUGAGGUUGUUCAAAUCUUGUCAACUAUUGCACCCGAAACAUCUAAAAGGAAACACUUUUCAAGAGAUGACUUCAAGGAAUCAUUCAGUUAUGACAACAAGAGUUAUGGAGAAAGUUCUGGCUUUGUUGAAGUCGAGGAGAUCAAGCAAAUAACAUCUGAGAAUCGCUCAGCUCACUGCUCGUUGCCAAAUUGCGAGUUCAGUCAUUGUGUCGAAAUUAGUGAUGCGAGAGAACAAGUUAUUCCAGCUGCAUAUGUUGAGAAACUGCUCCUCCCAAGCUCAAAUUCCAAAUGUUGGAGCUCACAUGAUGAUGAAUCAGUUGAUUUAACUGAACCACGGUUUGAGAAAUUUCAUAUGCCAACUGUUAGAUCCCCAGGAAACAACAUGGAUGCUGUAGGAAAAUAGCUGAUUUCAUUUCUUUCACCUUUGGUUGCUUGAGGACAUAUCAAAAGGUGUUAGGGAGUGAUGGUUUACUCAUGUUUUCACGUCUUAGAGAAUCACGGGUUGGUAAAUGAUUACACAUACAAGGCAGUUGAUUUCAUUUUUUCAAUUGAUGUAAACAAGUUUACGAGGAAUUUCCUACUCUUCUUUCUUUUGUAAAUGAUCCUAGUUAGAUAUGCAGGUAUAGAAAGAGAAAAAAAAAGAGAUACAAAUUUAAACAUGCUUUAUUGCAACAAGUUGGAACUUGUAAAACCUUUGAACUCAUUUUACAAUUGCAGUUGAUCCAUCAAUGUUGAACUGUCCAGUACAGUAA
Molecule: messenger RNA, 2748 nt
Organism: Lycium ferocissimum
Lineage: Eukaryota; Viridiplantae; Streptophyta; Magnoliopsida; Solanales; Solanaceae
Product: receptor-like serine/threonine-protein kinase NCRK
Exons: 11
Coding region: 504-2399 (631 amino acids)
Biological process (GO): protein phosphorylation
Molecular function (GO): ATP binding; protein kinase activity
Source: RefSeq, a predicted model, not a curated record